Molecule: messenger RNA, 329 nt
Organism: Morus notabilis
Lineage: Eukaryota; Viridiplantae; Streptophyta; Magnoliopsida; Rosales; Moraceae
Exons: 5
Coding region: 3-329 (108 amino acids)
Source: RefSeq, a predicted model, not a curated record
AAAUGGAGUUUGACAGUCUUAAGAACUUUGUGAAGUCUAUGUUCCCACAGUUGAGUCAUGAACAUGCCUUAGCUCCUUCUACAGCAUAUGAGGGUCCAUUCAGCCAUGAUGUGUAUAAAAUGGGAUUGGGGGAGCAGGGACAAAGUAGACGCAAUGUUCUAUGCAGAGAUGUACCAUCUAAUCCGAGCAAGAAGCACCGACGACACCGACUUUCUCAUGACAAUAUGAUGCUCUCAGUGAUGCUAACCUCCUCGGUGAUCCUUACUGCACUCUCAUGGUUGCUUGCGUUUCUCAACAAACUAUCGAACACACGCUUCGCAAGGUUAUGA